GCCUAUGUGCCAGUCCCAAUUCGUGUAAGGGUUUGCUGGAGUCAGAAGCGGAAGCAAAGUCUCGGUUUGAACCCUAACGAAGUUCGUCCACGGUGGCACCCUCGUGACGGGAUACCUUUCUUCUAUUCAAUUACGUUAUAUGACCGCAAUGGCGUUGCUAGCAGACAAAACGUUGGCGGCGGCUACAUUCCGCACCGUGGAAACCGGCUUGCAGGCUCGCGGCCGACUGGCACCGGUCUGCGCUCUUCGGUCACGGCAAAGUAGCAAUAGCGAUGCAUCCAGCUCUGGCCCGGCCCGCCAGCCGGCCAGGUCGCCCGCCGCGGCCGUCGACGACGGGGCCGGGGCUCCGGCGAAGCCUGGCCCAGCGCCGCGCACCCGUCGGGUAACAUCGGCAGCACAGCCAGAGAAGCCGGCCCCAGACGGCGAGCCCUCCACCAGCAGCAGCCGCACGGGCUUGGAUUCCGCCAGUGCGCCCCGCUACCCUAGGUCUCCACGCUCUGCCCAGGCACCGGGCGGCGCCACCCCGCCGGCUGCUGCCGCCGGCGCCGCGGCGUCCGCCGCCCCCAGCCCCACAUCCCCCAGCACCGCAUCCAGCACAGCAUCAUCCUCAUCACCCUCAACCGCGCCUGCUAGCGGCCUGCCGGCGGCUUCUGCGGGCCUGCCGGGCGGUCUGACGCCGGAGUUACUUGCUCUCUACGGGCUCAGCGAUGAGCAGCACGGGCAGAUGAACACCUACCUUGACCACAUGCUGGAAGUGAACCAGACCAUGAACCUGACAGCUGUCCGCGACAAGGGCGAUGCCUGGCAGAGGCACGUGGUGGACUCCCUCGCGCUACUGCCAGUCAUUGAGCGGCACGCGGCAGCGAUGGGGCUGCUGCGGCCCGCGGGCCCGGCUGUAGCAGGGGCAGAGGCAGGCGCGGCGGAGGCGCGCGGCUCGAGCGGGAGAAGCGCCGGCAGCAGCAGCGGCAGCAGCAGCCGCAGCAGUGGCGAUGGCGUUGAGCUGAGGCUGAUUGACGUCGGCACGGGCGCGGGCCUGCCUGGUAUGAUCAUUGCGGCGGCGCGGCCGCAAUGGAAGGUAACGCUGCUUGACACGCUCCGCAAGCGCUGCGACUUUCUGAAGGAGGCAGCGGCGCGGGCGGGGCUGCGGAAUGUGGAUGUGGUGUGGUGCCGCGCGGAGGAGGGCGGGCGCCGGCCUGAGCUGCGGCAGGCCUAUGACGUGGCAGUGGCUCGGGCGGUGGCUGAGACCCGAGUCCUGGCAGAGCUGUGCAUGCCCUUCGUGCGCACCGGCGGCCUGUGGGUGGCAGCCAAGGGGCCAGAUCCCGAGGCCGAGGUGGCUGCUGCCUCCAACGCCAUCGGCCAGCUGGGCGGCCGCAAGCUGGCGCUGGAGCGUGUCAGCAGCACCACCCUGGCACCCGCAGCCGCACCCGCGCCCGGGUCCGCCGCUGCAGGCGCAGGCGAGGCGGCCACAGCAAGCGAUGCUUUGGGUGCUGCAGGCGAGGGCCAGGCGCAGCAGGCGCAGGCGCAGCAGUUCACGGCACUUGUGGUGCUCAAGGAUAAGAGCACGCCGGCGCGCUUCCCGCGCCAGCCCGGCACGCCGAACAAGAAGCCGCUGUAGCGCUUUCGCAGAGCUUUUGCAGGCUUCUCGUUAGGGUCUCGUAGGGCUCUCGCCAGCCGGCCGUUUUGCGCGUGUGUACGGUGGACUGUAGGCGGCUUGGGCACGCAGGCCGCAAGGUCGCUAGCGCAAUGAACGACAUAUCAAGGUGGAGGAGCACGGCGAAGGAGUGAUAGCAGGUCAAGGGGACGCAUCAGGGUGUGGCGCUGCGGUAGGGGUUUGGCUGCCACUCAUCUGGUGGUGCAAUGGAGGUGCAACGGUGCUGCGGUGCACCGUUGGCGCGGUGGUGCUGGGGUCACCAGGGCAUGAGUUGCACCUUGCACACGUGUGUUUGGUACCGUGAUUUGUGUGUUAAGGAAGAGGGCUGCCAAGCCAGUGCUCAC
Chlamydomonas reinhardtii is the source of this 1995-nucleotide messenger RNA. RefSeq lists its product as uncharacterized. Gene Ontology annotation, molecular function: rRNA (guanine-N7-)-methyltransferase activity. The coding region runs from base 149 to 1615 and encodes 488 amino acids. Gene Ontology annotation, cellular component: cytosol; cytoplasm. Lineage: Eukaryota; Viridiplantae; Chlorophyta; Chlorophyceae; Chlamydomonadales; Chlamydomonadaceae. Gene Ontology annotation, biological process: rRNA processing. The record is from RefSeq and is a predicted model, not a curated record. The transcript is spliced from 6 exons.